UUACUCAACUUUUUUCGCCAAUCUUCAUUUGUCACGCCAAUAUCUCUUUAGAGUUUAGACGUAUAAGUGAAAUCAUGUGGAACUUUACUUUUAUUGUUAUCGCUUCGUUUUUAUUCAUUUUUUUAAAAGUUGAAUCCGAUUCGAUAAUUUGUGGAAAUGAAGGUUGUAAUAAAACUCAAACUCCAAAUGAUGAUGAUAUUCUUACUGAUAUUGUGGUGAGAGUUAAAACGAGUCAAAAACGAAUCAAAUCGAACGAAACGGUAGAAGAUACAUCUGAAAUUCCGAUUAUAACCGGAAUUUCGCAAUCUCCAAUCGGCGAGUCGGGAAAUAUUUAUUCGGAUAAUUUUAUAAAAUCGAACGGUGGAAACGAGAAUUUAUUUAUCCCGUCUUUACCGACUCAUAACCGUCAAAAUUAUGGGGAGCAACCUCCGCAACAUUUCGUCUGGUACCCAAAAGGUGGCAUUGUACACAAUCCCGUUGAAUUUAAACGAUUUGAAAGACCUCCUACGCUACAUAGAGUUCAAUAUCCUCAACAAUUUGAGCGGAGAAUUGGAUCGACUACUUGUAUGUGUCAAAAUGCUGGAUUAAAUUGGUAUCCUACUACACCCACGUUUAAUUAUUACAAUAAAAAGGAUGGGAUUGACGAUAAAUUAGAAGAAUUAAAUAAUUAAAAAUGUAUAUAUUAAAAUAAAACAAGAAUUUGCGACACUUAAUAGUUUUUAUUUUCAUAUAAUCUUUUUUUUUUCACGACAAAUUUAAAUACCCUAUUUUUUCACCCUACAUAGAGAAGUAGAAGAAUAUAAUAAAUAACAUCUUAGGAACAGAAUUUUUAUUUCAGUUUCUUUUUUAUAUACAGGAUGUUUAUUUCCUCGUAGAAAACAAACACUCUGUAUACAGCACUCGUAGGCACAUCUAACCAUGCAAUUUGAUUGUCAAAUAUAAAAAGAAAUGUGUGACAUUUACGAUUCUUUUAAAAACACUUAACAAUCAGAAUUUGUUUGU
This is a messenger RNA of Onthophagus taurus, 1002 nucleotides long. RefSeq lists its product as uncharacterized. NCBI's taxonomy places the organism in Eukaryota, Metazoa, Arthropoda, Insecta, Coleoptera, Scarabaeidae. The record is from RefSeq and is a predicted model, not a curated record.